AUGAAUGAUUCAUUGUAAAAUGAAAUUUUAACCUUGAAGUAACAAAUCAAGAGUCUUAACUUAAAUUUAUCUAAAUUGUAAGAUGAAAAUGAAUCUCUCAAAUAAAAAAAUACAAAAUUUGAAGAAGAGAUAUAAAAAUAAAGUUAAGAAAAAGAAAGAAUAAAAUAGGAAUGGUUUGAUAACCUAAAUGAAUAAAAAAAUAUUAAUAAAACAUUGUAAGAAUAGCUAAAUAACAAUAAUGAAAUGAUCAAAUAAUUAUUAAAUGAUAAAAAAGAAUUAAAAUAAUAAAAGGAAGAUUAAGAGAAUUUAGUUAAGAAUUUAAAAUAUGAUAAUAGAAAAUAAAUAAUUGAAAUCGAAGAUUUAAAAAUAGAUAAUUUAAACCUUAAAAAUCAAAUAAAGCAACUUUAAACUCUUGUUGAUGAAGCUAAUUCUAAUUCUACAAAUCAAAAAUUAAUUUAAGAAUAAGUUUUUAAAAAAUAAAACUAAAGAUAUAAUGUUGAUUAAAAUAAUUAACAAGAAUAAUUAUUAGUUAAAGCAAAUUUUAAUGUAAAUCAACCUAAUAAAUCAUAAAGUUAAUAUAAACAAUCAGAGAUUAUUGAUAAAGAUUUAUGUCCAUAAGUUCCCUCAACAUAAAAUUAUUUAAAAUAAUAAGAAGAUUUAUAAAAAGAAUAAUAAUAAAAAGUUCCCUCAACAUAAAAUUAUUUAAGAUAAUAAGAAGAUUUAUAAAAAGAAUAAUAAUCAAAAGUUCCCUCAACAUAAAAUUAUUUAAAAUAAUAAGAAGAUUUAUAAAAAGAAUAAUAAUAAAAAGUUCCCUCAACAUAAAAUUAUUUAAGAUAAUAAGAAGAUUUAUAAAAAGAAUAAUAAUCAAAAGUUCCCUCAACAUAAAAUUAUUUAAAAUAAUAAGAAGAUUUAUAAAAAGAAUAAUAAUAAAAAGUUCCCUCAACAUAAAAUUAUUUAAGAUAAUAAGAAGAUUUAUAAAAAGAAUAAUAAUCAAAAGUUCCCUCAACAUAAAAUUAUUUAAAAUAAUAAGAAGAUUUAUAAAAAGAAUAAUAAUAAAAAGUUCCCUCAACAUAAAAUUAUUUAAGAUAAUAAGAAGAUUUAUAAAAAGAAUAAUAAUCAAAAGUUCCCUCAACAUAAAAUUAUUUAAAAUAAUAAGAAGAUUUAUAAAAAGAAUAAUAAUAAAAAGUUCCCUCAACAUAAAAUUAUUUAAGAUAAUAAGAAGAUUUAUAAAAAGAAUAAUAAUCAAAAGUUCCCUCAACAUAAAAUUAUUUAAAAUAAUAAGAAGAUUUAUAAAAAGAAUAAUAAUAAAAAGUUCCCUCAACAUAAAAUUAUUUAAGAUAAUAAGAAGAUUUAUAAAAAGAAUAAUAAUCAAAAGUUCCCUCAACAUAAAAUUAUUUAAAAUAAUAAGAAGAUUUAUAAAAAGAAUAAUAAUAAAUAGUUCCUUCAUCAAAUAUGUUCUAAAGAUAAUAAUAAAUCCCAAAAUUUCAAAUUGAAGAGAUGGAUUAAAACACAGAAUUUUAAAAUUCUUGUGGACAUAAAAUCACAAUAUAAUAAUUAGAAUAAUAACUAAUAUCUGCAUUUUAAUAGAAAAGAGAUCCAAAGUGUCCAAAAUGUUAUUGCAAAUUAUCAAAUUGGUCAAAUUAAUUUCCUCAUUUAUAGAUUAAAGUUAAAGAGGAAAUAAAUAUAUACACUUUAAAAAAAAUUUUAAAAUUUUCAGAGUAUUAAAUAAUAAGAAAAUAAUUGUUAGUAGCUAAGUGUAAAAAUAUAAAAUGUAAUUUCUUUUGUUUUUGGGAUUAGAUGGGUUAAUUUGCAAAUUUAUCUUCAGCCUUUUGUCAAAACUGCGAUUUAGAAAUGGUUUAAAAACCGUAUUGA
Molecule: messenger RNA, 1872 nt
Organism: Paramecium sonneborni
Lineage: Eukaryota; Ciliophora; Oligohymenophorea; Peniculida; Parameciidae
Source: the annotation of a GenBank genome assembly